Messenger RNA from Pocillopora damicornis (cauliflower coral), 5524 nucleotides. Its product is annotated as tRNA (guanosine(18)-2'-O)-methyltransferase TARBP1. The record is from RefSeq and is a predicted model, not a curated record. Gene Ontology annotation, biological process: tRNA methylation. NCBI's taxonomy places the organism in Eukaryota, Metazoa, Cnidaria, Anthozoa, Scleractinia, Pocilloporidae. Gene Ontology annotation, molecular function: RNA binding; tRNA (guanine) methyltransferase activity.
GAAUGGCUGACCUAGUUCAAUUCAUAUGUACAAAUUCCGAUCAUUACCAAAUCUUGCCCGUUUUGAAACAGUUCAUAGAACGGAAAGAUAUUAUACUCGAUACAAAUUUCUUAGAAACGCUAAAACUGGUGCUAGAUACCCUUGAAAAAUCCAAAGAUUUUGGUGAAGAUUUAGCCACUAAGGUCUUGUUUGAGAUUUGUUGGCCGAUCGUGUACAAAUCUAAUGACAGCAAUCAGCCUUCUGUGCACAGGCGAAAAAGGCUUCAUCUUUGUUACGAUAUUAUAGCCUUCUGCUGUUCAGUGUUUCCGGAAACUUUGCUUCCAGUGGUAAGCGAAAAGUGCCUUCAGAUUUUAAAGCGCUACGUCGUGGAAUUGGGUUCAACAGAGGAGAACGCAGUUGAUGUCUCAGUAACACUAGAUCUUAUUGGAAAUCUUGUGAAGCCAGCUGCCUUAAGCCCUUCGGAAAGUACUCAUAUAAUUUCUGGAGAACUGGGAAAUACGCUCUUUCAGGAGUUAUUAAAUAUUUUACCUUUUACAACUGAAAGCUUAUGCGGGAAAGUAACCAGCCUUGUUCUUCCAAAUUUCUUGGAAUUUGAUAGAGAAACACGUUGCGAGGCUGUGUGGAGUACAGUGAAACAGAUAUUUGAAUCCCAAGCAGCUGGUUCUAUUCCUGGAACAUUCAAUCAAACCUAUGCCAUUCUUUGUGGUCUUGCUGAUUUCUUCUACACUUGUGGCAAUGAAAGUCUCUUUCACAAAGCAGAGUUUUGGGAAAUCAUUCAGAAAGGAUUGGUGUUAGAGGAACCUCUUUCUAGGAAAAGAGCCAUGUAUCUGUUGAAGAGAACAUUGGACUUGCUAGAUAAACAACCAUGUGAUUUACUGGUGCAGAAUGACAAAGGAUUGCAGAUAUUUUGCUGGUCAUGCAAUAAGAAGGACUCACGCAUGAGAGUAUGGCAGGAUUAUGUUCUUUUAAUGGAGACACUGGAGGAAAAGCAGGGGCAUCUUAUCAAACCAGUGCUUCCUCGGAUCUCAAGUAUCAUAUGUGCCACAAAGAAAGACAACAAUGGUGAUGUAAUGCUGGACAUUUCCUGGCUUCUGACACUGUAUCAAAGAGCAGCUCAACAUGACACCAAGUCCAUCUGCCGAUGGGCCAUUCUCGACCUGCUCAGCAUGGACCUGUGUGAUUCACCACUUCUGAACACCUGUCACUGGUGGUUCUUAUACGGCCCUCUAAUGAACAUGCUCGCUGAGUAUGCAAUCUACACCAGAGCAGACGAUGGCCUCAGAGGAGACCCUCCCCCUGUGGGGGCUGCACUUGUCGCCUUCUUCCCAGAGUUUGUAAAGGCCCUGUCAGCAGAUAACAGACGUUUAUUUUGCUCGGGGCUCUUAUCUGCUGUGGUGAAACAAGAGUUUUCACAAGUUCCUCUGGUCUUCAUAUCCCAGAUGUUAGCGAGUCUGCCGUCUUGCCCUGUCUGGGAUUCUAAUGCAUUGGCAAGCAUUCGUGACAUUUUUCCCCUCUUUAGACCGUUCAGCCCACACCUGACAAGUGCUAUUCAGAGCUUUCUCCUCAAGGCAGUUAUAAAUCUAUGUGCCCCCAGGCGUGUGUCGUGGAAAGACAUUGGAGAUUUUCUUUCUCUUUUCACAAAGGAUGAUUGUUUAUGCCGAGGAAAUACCUUGUGGGAAGCAGCAGUUCACUGGGUGUGGGAGAUCCGUGACUUGAUUGGUCAAGAACAUUUCAGCCAAACCAAUUGCAGUCAAGAUAAAAAGGGAUUUUCAGGCCUGUUCGAUCACCUCAGGGAAGGUGUGGAGGUUCUUCUUAACGACGAGAAACUAGAGUUAUCAACCAGUGAUCCCGAAAUGCAGUCUGUUAUAAGGUUAAUGAUAAUUGCAUGCGAUGCUCAUCUUAAGUUCUCAGAGAAUUCAACCAAUCGAAAGCAACCAGUGGAUGAAAUAUUCCAGAAUAUUGUGGAGGUCCUUCAGCAUGCAAGCCGACAUGUUUAUGCAUCGGAGGGUAGGACUCAAAGAGCAGCCAUGAUGCUGUCAGGAAUCUUAGAGCACAUGAAUAGCACAGCAGUCAGCAAAAACACAGAUGGAAAAACAGAUGACAUCGCUGUGAAGGAAGUCGAUGGCAGCAGGGAGAUCAUUGAAAACGUGUUUGGACGCAGUGGCGUAGACAUCUUCGAGCUGUUGUUGAGGAAACUCACCACCGUGUCCGUGAAUUUCUCCCAAGUAGAUAGCAACUCUGCGUUUCUUGAUCUCGCUGAUCAGCUGUUGAUGUUCACAAAAGUCUCUGGGAACUCUAGUCAGAGUUUGGAAGUGUGGCACCAAUUUGUUGAAACCCUUACACAGCGAAGCCGGAGAGUUGUGUUAGGGAAACAAUCAGACAGAGAACAGCUAGCACUGAGUGAUUGGCGUGCAUUUGUUUUGUCCAUGAAAUGCUUAGCGUGGUGCUGUGCAGCUUUGAGAACCAAACCUGACCUGUAUACCACUCGUUUAGCAUCCACCUUGUUGCAGACGGUGACAGAGCUUGAUCUGAGCUCCGAGUUUCCAACACCCAAGUUUCUUUACCCGGUCGAUGUUGGUAGCGAGUCUUCAACCGAAUCAAGAGUAUUCCUCAAGAAAGGUUGGGGGAGACUGGUCUCUGACUUUAUCGAAGCUCAGUGGCAGUGUGUUCAAUUUCUGCUCGAGGAAUCCCAGGGAUCUUCCGAUGGAAGGGACAUGGAACUUGGGAGCAAAUUGGAGCGCUUUUUGGCGGAUCUGCCUGAGGCUGCCUUAGAGGCCCUUUCUUUGGGCUCAGGUCUCGCGGUGCUUCCCGUCAUAAGAUGCGUGCGCUUGUUGACUCCUCGAAUGCUUCUAGCAAACGACUCGCUGUGUUCACAGGCUCUGGAGGCAGUUUGGUGGACUUUUCAGGAUCGGCAAAAAGGCGAUCAGAUCUGGUUUUGGAGAACGUUGCGGGAAGUUUCACAGGUGUUUUUUAACCCCUGUCUCCUGAUACUGGCCGAGGACCACCCAGUGACUGCAUUCGUGCGAAGGUACUGGGGAGAAUUGUCGGCUCUGGGAGAAGGUCGUCCGGGUAUUAUGAAUCAUGUGAUCGGGCCGUGCUGUGAAUUCUGGGCUGGCUCUCCUUGUGAUCGUAUCCUUGGGAACCUAGUUUAUCAAAUCAGUGACGAAAAUCGCAGUCAAAGCUUAGAUGUUCACCUGGAUUUUAUUACUGAAGCUUGUUUUUUCGGUCCCAGGGAAAAGAAAACGGCGCGAGGUACAAAUUACGUGCUGGAAUACGUUCGUCGGUUGGGCAAGGAAGGGGUGAUUUGUUCCUUCAAGUCGGACGAGUUGCGCGAUGACACGCGAGUGCGAGUGAACGCGAUUAACGUGUUAAUGACUUUAAAUCCGAUGGACACUCAGGAUGCGAAGCUUCUACAACGUCUCGCCGAAUCUUUGAUCAGUAAGAACGGCGAGCUGUCGGAAGAUAAACCCCGUUCCUCUAUUAACUCGUACUCACAUAGGAGAAAGCACCGAGUGUGGCAGGCUGUUCUCGUGGUGCUCUCUCGCUUUUUUGAUGCCGACGUCGUUGAUGAGAUGUUUGCCAGUCGAGUGUUGGAAGGGAUUUUCCGCGCCAUUCUUUCCGAGAACCAAAUGUCGGUCCGGAACUUUCUUCAAUGGGGAGUGGUUCUGAUCCUAGGAAGGUACCCAAGCCUCGAGCCUUUUUUAUGGGCACAACUGAAGUAUGAUGUUGAGAGAAAAGCUGGUAGUGUGUCGUCACUUCUUGCCGUUGUCGCGCUCGUUGGCGAGUUUUCAUUUUCAGAUUCCCGCUCCCAGGCGGCUUAUUUCCAGCAGGCUUUUCCCACUAUACUCCCUUGGGCGUUAACAUCACAUGUUAUGGUCCAGGCCUAUGCCCAGGUGACGUUACAGAAGAUGUGGCUUACGUGCCAGCGAGAGAAUCUGCAUGACUUGACGUCCAACCACGCCAUCAUUCAGUCUUGUGUGCACUUCUUGGAGACGAAUAAUGAAAGCGUACGUCAGAAAGUUCGCUUGCUGGGAGACUUUUUCUUCCUUGAUUUGCAUCCCCACCGAGACUUUUCUAUGCAGACUCUGUUCGAGACCCUUCCUCGUUUAACAGAGGUUACUGAUGAAGAAUGGAUUUCUCCCAAAGUGUUCACUGAGGGAUGGUUAGGCAUGCGCGUUUGGGGUUCUCGUAAGCAUGGCCUUGGUGUACUGCCGCUGUACAAUCCUGAUGAUACACAUCUGGCUCAGAUUUCUCAUGGUCCAUAUUUUAACUACGGUGAAAACGUGGGGGAACAAAUUCGUCGACGAUUAGCGGGUGAGAGAACGAACAGUAAAAACACUGCGCAAAUAAACGAUUCAGCGAGGACUUCUGAAGUACAGAGCGGUGAUGUCCAGAAAAAAAUCGUCCCUUGGAAAGUGAUUCCUCCCGACGCAGAUAUUAUAUCAGAAAUGCAACGGCAGCGAUUGGCGAACCUUGAGAAGAGCUCAGCUGGAAGUUUGAUAGUGGUUGCUUCACUAAUCGACAAGGCUCCAAAUCUGGGCGGCCUUUGCCGUACUUGUGAAAUAUUUGGCGUCCAGACCUUGGUGCUUAGUAACUCUCAUGUACUCGAAGACAUCCAAUUCAAAUCUCUAAGCGUUACCGCUGCCAAAUGGAUGAACAUCGAUGAGGCUCGCGAGUCGGAGCUCAAGUCCUACCUGGCGCGCAUGCGUCAUGAAGGCUACACGCUAAUCGGCGCUGAGCAAACAGCAAAUAGCGUGAACUUAACUCAUUACCAGUUCCCACACAAGUCGCUAUUGUUGCUUGGCAACGAGAAACAGGGCAUACCCGUAGAACUGAUUCAGAUGCUUGAUGUGUGCGUAGAGAUUCCACAGGUUGGCAUCAUAAGGUCCCUCAACGUGCAUGUUAGUGGGGCUCUACUCGUGUGGGAGUACACACGGCAGAGGGUCUUGGGCGUUGCCUCAUGACUUCAAAGGUUCUUAGGUCUUGCCUCAUGAUCACGAGGCAAAGGGUCUUAGGUCUUGCCUCAUUACUUUAAAUGUAGGGCCACAUGGCGUCUUAGGUCUUGCCUCAUGACUUCAAAUGUUGGCGCACAAAAAUUAGAACAGCCUUUCGAAAAGGAGGACAGAAACCGCGACUAGAACUUCGCUGAGGAAAACUACAAUGCGAAAUAACCAAAUGAUGAUAUUUGGAGAACGCACAGUACCAUGAGAAAUUUCUUUUUCUUUUUGAAUUGAACGGUUAACUAAGACAGCCCUAGCCUCGAUAGAAACUACAUUAUGAAAAUAGAUCAAAUAGGAACAUUGUAGACUAAUAUAAUUACAAGACUCCAGAUAGGUUCAUUUUUUCAAUAUAUACAGUCAACAGUGCAUGAGCUCUAGUACAGUCCAAUACGCCGCUUAUAUAGUUUCAGUCACUCUUCGCAGAGACUGGAGAGGUUUGGUUUUAUUUGAUGUUUAUGAGAUGAUUGUUGCGAUAAAAAAUGGAUCGUUGUCAUGUUUAAAUAAAAAAUAACAUAAUAACAGCC